AUGCGUUUUUCAGAGGAUCGUUUGGCUGCAUUUCAAAACGGCACUUCAACAGCAAACGCAGCGACGCGUACAGGUCGUCGAUCGCUACAAGUUCUCUUCCGACCGCCCGUCGAACUAAUCUUUCGUGGCGACUGGGAAUUGGUUCGUUAA
This is a messenger RNA of Anisakis simplex (herring worm), 150 nucleotides long. The record is from the annotation of a GenBank genome assembly. NCBI's taxonomy places the organism in Eukaryota, Metazoa, Nematoda, Chromadorea, Rhabditida, Anisakidae.